Molecule: messenger RNA, 450 nt
Organism: Ramularia collo-cygni
Lineage: Eukaryota; Fungi; Ascomycota; Dothideomycetes; Mycosphaerellales; Mycosphaerellaceae
Exons: 2
Coding region: 1-450 (149 amino acids)
Source: RefSeq, a predicted model, not a curated record
AUGGAUUUUAAAAACGCCCCGACAGAUGAGGAUUUUCAACUUCAUCAAUCUACUCGGUCGACGAGAUUUCUUUUCGAUCUCUUCAGUGCUCAAGGACGACGACCGAUUGUUGUUGAUGGGGAGGAUUUGUUGUAUCGGACUAGAGAUAUGACGGAGACUUUGUGUAAGAGGUUGGGGAUGGGACUGGAUUUGGAGGGGUUCUGUGAUAUGUGGGAGACGACGCCGGAGGAGGAUAYCCCUAAACAUCCUUUGGUGAGAGGGUUUACUAAUACUCUUCAUUCUUCCACGGGGAUUGAAAGACCUGAAGGCGGGAAACCUGAAUCGCCGAAUCUGGAAGCUAUGGUCGAAAUGUGGACGGAGAGAUAUGAUGUGGAGACUGCUAUGGGGUUGAAGAAUGUGGUAGAGGGGAACAUGGCUGAUUAUGGGUAUCUAUUGCAGUUUAAAGUUUGA